Messenger RNA from Tripterygium wilfordii, 3501 nucleotides. RefSeq names its product elongation factor-like GTPase 1. Gene Ontology annotation, cellular component: ribonucleoprotein complex; cytosol. Gene Ontology annotation, biological process: cytosolic ribosome assembly. Bases 250 to 3354 code for a protein of 1034 amino acids. The transcript has a single exon. The record is from RefSeq and is a predicted model, not a curated record. Gene Ontology annotation, molecular function: GTPase activity; GTP binding; ribosome binding. NCBI's taxonomy places the organism in Eukaryota, Viridiplantae, Streptophyta, Magnoliopsida, Celastrales, Celastraceae.
GGGCUGGGCCGGCUCUCUUUUUCCUUGGUUGGGGCGGAGUUAGGGCUCUGUUGAAAUUUAUCAUACAAGAAGGCGAAAGUUUCAGAACGUUUGUUUGCCGUCGAACGAGUUCCAUAGAUACACCGACGAGCGUAGAGAACGAGGCCACCGCAGCACACUUCGGCGCCAAGCGCGACAAAGGUGAAACCCUAACGCUAGCCUCUAGGAAAAAAAACACCGCUUGCUUGUGUUGAUUUUUGUUUGAUCGAAAUGGGUGGUGAUUCUGAUACCCGGAAAAUUCGAAACAUAUGUAUUCUGGCUCAUGUUGAUCAUGGUAAAACCACGCUUGCUGACCAUCUUAUUGCCGCCUCUGGUGGUGGAGUACUUCAUCCAAAGCUAGCUGGUAGGCUUAGAUACAUGGAUUAUCUUGAUGAAGAGCAAAGGCGGGCAAUUACAAUGAAGAGCUCUUCCAUUGCUCUUCAGUUUAGAGACCAUUAUGUUAACCUUAUAGACUCCCCUGGGCACAUGGACUUCUGUAGCGAGGUGUCUACUGCAGCUCGAUUGAGUGAUGGGGCAUUAGUUUUGGUUGAUUCUGUUGAGGGUGUCCACAUUCAGACGCAUGCAGUGCUGCGUCAGGCUUGGAUUGAGAAGCUUACACCUUGCUUAGUGUUGAACAAGGUUGAUAGGUUGAUUUGUGAGUUGAAGUUGAGUCCCAUGGAAGCCUAUACUCGGUUAUUGAGGAUUGUUCAUGAGGUGAAUGGGAUUAUGAGUGGGUAUAAAUCGGAGAAGUAUCUGUCUGACGUUGAUUCUAUACUUGCCGGCCCUUCGGAGGAGGCAGGUGAUGAGAAUCUUGAAUUGAUAGAGGAUGACGAGGAAGAUACAUUUCAACCACAGAAGGGAAAUGUCGCAUUUGUAUGUGCAUUAGAUGGGUGGGGUUUUAGCAUUAGUCAGUUUGCUGAAUUCUAUGCUUCAAAACUCGGAGCAAGCUCAAUGGCACUACAAAAGGCCUUAUGGGGUCCUCGGUAUUUCAAUUCAAAAACCAAGAUGAUUAUGGGCAAAAAGGGGAUGGAAGGAGGGAGUAAGGCUCGGCCUAUGUUUGUCCAGUUUGUGCUUGAGCCUCUCUGGCAGGUUUACUUGUCUGCCUCAGAGGCUGACGGUAAUAAAGGGUUGCUGGAGAAAGUCAUUAAGUCAUUUAAUUUGUCCAUACCCCCUCGUGAACUUCAAAACAAGGAUCCAAAAGCUGUGCUUCAAUCUGUCAUGAGCCGCUGGCUUCCUUUGUCAGAUGCAAUUUUAUCAAUGGUGGUGAAGUGUAUGCCAGAUCCAAUUGCUGCCCAAUCCUCUCGGAUUACACGUUUGCUUCCAAAGAGAGAAGUUUUGUAUAAAGUCGACAAUGAGAUUGAUACUAAGGUGCUUGCAGAGGCUGAUCUUGUUAGGUCGUCAGUUGAGGUGUGUGAUUCGAAUCCUGAAGCUCCAUGUGUCGCUUUCGUGUCAAAGAUGUUUGCUGUCCCAAUGAAAAUGCUUCCUCAAAGGGGUGCAAAUGGGGAGCUUUUGAACAAUUUGUCUGAGGAAUGUGGGAAGGGCGAAUCAGAUGAGUGCUUUCUUGCAUUUGCUAGAAUUUUUAGCGGGGUUCUUCGUUCGGGACAAAGGAUUUUUGUGCUAUCAGCUUUGUACGAUCCACUGAUAGGGGAAUCGGAGCACAAGCAUCUGCAGGAGGCUGAGUUGCACUCCCUGUAUCUAAUGAUGGGUCAAGGGUUAAAACCAGUGGGCUCUGCCAGCGCAGGGAAUGUUGUGGCAAUCCGAGGCCUGGGCCAGCAUAUAUUGAAAAGUGCGACUCUUUCGUCCACCAGAAACUGCUGGCCUUUCUCAAGUAUGGUUUUCCAAGUUGCACCUACUCUAAGAGUUGCAAUUGAGCCCUCUGAUCCAGCAGAUAUGGGUGCUUUGAUGAAAGGAUUGAUACUUUUGAACCGGGCUGAUCCUUUUGUAGAGGUCACUGUUUCUUCAAGAGGGGAACAUGUGCUUGCUGCUGCUGGAGAGGUUCAUUUGGACAGAUGCGUAAAGGAUCUGAAGGACAGAUUUGCAAAGGUAAACUUGGAAGUCUCUCCACCUCUCGUGUUCUAUAGAGAGACCAUUGAAGGUGAGGCAUCCAAUCCGGUAGAGAAUUUGAAAUUGCUAAGCAAUAGCUUGGAUUAUGUUGAGAAGAUCACGCCAAAUGGGAGAUGUGUUGUUCGAGUACGAGUCAUAAAGCUACCACCUAUGCUAACAAAGGUGCUUGAUGAAAGUGCUGAUUUACUUGGUGAUAUAAUUGGUAGUAAGUUGGGGCAGACCUAUAAAAGCUUAGCUACCCAGAGAUCAAGCAUUAUGGAAGCUGAAGAUCCAUUGGAGUCAUUCAAAAAAAGCAUAAUGGAUUCUUUGGAAAACGAUAUUAUAUCCAUCUCCAGGAAUGAAGAGGACAAAGACUGGGCUGAAAAGCUUAAAACUAAUUGGCAAAAACACCUUAAAAGGAUGUGGUCACUAGGUCCAGGACAUGUUGGACCUAAUGUCCUUUUUACCCCAGAAUGCAGAAUGAAGAAUUCUGAUUCCUCUGUUCUUAUAGGAGGUUCCCCUUAUGUAUCUGAGAGAUUGGGCUUUGUUGAUAGUUCUAGUAGUGGGGAUACAUGUGCUGAGACAUCUUCACAAGGAAGUCGAGCAUUAUACAUGGAAGCAGAGUCUCUCAAGAGCAGUUUAGUGUCUGGAUUUCAACUAGCUACAGCGGCUGGUCCGUUAUGUGAUGAACCCAUGUGGGGAGUGGCCUUUGUUGUUGAGGCUUACAUUUCUCCCUCUGCUGGCCAGCAGCCGGAUGAAUCUGAAUCAAACCCAACACCCGAGCAAUAUGGCAUCUUCACUGGUCAGGUUAUGACAGCUGUCAAGGAUGCCUGUAGAGCAGCUGUACUUCAGAAGAAACCCCGACUGGUCGAAGCCAUGUAUUUUUGUGAGUUGAACAGCCCAACUGAACAUUUGGGCUCUAUGUACGCUGUACUUUCUCGUAGGAGGGCUCGAAUUUUGAAGGAGGAAAUGCAGGAAGGGUCUCCACUAUUCACUGUUCAUGCAUAUUUGCCAGUUUCUGAAAGCUUUGGUUUUGCUGAUGAGCUUAGGAGAUGGACUUCUGGCGCUGCAAGUGCCCUUCUUGUGCUUAGUCACUGGGAAGCACUUUCUGAGGAUCCUUUCUUUGUGCCCAAAACAGAAGAGGAGAUUGAAGAGUUUGGAGAUGGUUCUAGUGUUCUUCCAAACACAGCAAGAAAGCUCAUUGAUGCUGUAAGGCGGCGUAAAGGCCUCCCAGUGGAAGAAAAAGUAGUUCAGCAUGCGACUAAGCAAAGGACCCUGGCUCGUAAAGUUUAGAAAUUAUUGUACUGUUGUAUCUUUGAGUUAAGGAAAUUGUAUGAUAACUCGAUUUUGUCAUUGAUAAUGGUUAAAAAGGCGUUGGUCAUAUUCAGUUUCAAGAAUAAUAAAUUAACGUGUAUACAGUUCUUUUUUGCUCAAAUGCAA